Messenger RNA from Vigna unguiculata (cowpea), 1750 nucleotides. Its product is annotated as cytochrome b561 and DOMON domain-containing protein At5g47530-like. The record is from RefSeq and is a predicted model, not a curated record. NCBI's taxonomy places the organism in Eukaryota, Viridiplantae, Streptophyta, Magnoliopsida, Fabales, Fabaceae.
CAACCAACAAAACCCACCAACUCUUAUCUUAUAAAUAAACUAACCCCUCCUUUUCCAUCUCUCUCAAUCUCAUCGUCUCCACCACCUGCUCCACCUGAAAGCUCUUCUUUGCAUCAUCACAAGAAACAAUUUUUCUUUUCCAUUCUCAAAACCCAUUUGCUACCAAAUACACAUUCUCAACUUCUCAACUCAUUUACCAAACGCCACCACCGUUAAGGUAGAUUAAUUACAGGACCAGAAAUGUCCAUGGGCAACAUGUUGAGGAUGGUGUUGGCUUUGUGUGUUUUGAGCAGCGUGGUUGUGACAUCCUCGGCUCAGACGUGUAGAAACCAGACAUUCUCUAACAGGUUGUUCGCGACAUGUCGUGAUCUUCCGCAGUUGACAGCUUACCUGCACUGGACCUACGACCAGGGGAGUGGGAAGUUGGAGAUAGCAUUCGUGCACGCGGGAAUCACCUCAACAAACAGGUGGGUGGCGUGGGCCAUCAAUCCCAGGAACACGCUGGACCCGGCCAUGAUUGGAGCCCAGGCCCUGGUGGCCAUUCCUGAUUCGAAUGGAGCAGGCCCAAGUGUGUAUACCUCAUCCAUAACCAGCACCAGCACGCAGUUGGAACAAGGGACAAUCAGUUAUCCGGUGUCGGCGUUGAGUGCCACCUACGUCAACAACGAGGUAACCAUUUUCGCCACUCUCACACUUCCCAACGACACCACCUCCUUGGUCCAUGUCUGGCAAGAUGGACCUCUCUCUGGUAGUACCCCUCAAGAGCAUAGCCACGAGACUUCCCACCAAAACUCCAAGGAAACGUUGAACCUUCUUUCCGGUUCCUCCACUCAGGCGUCUGGGAAUUCUCGCCAGAGAAGAAGAAACACCCAUGGAGUGCUAAAUGCGGUGAGCUGGGGCAUACUGAUGCCAACGGGUGCCAUAAUCGCAAGGUAUUUGAAGGUGUUCAAAUCUGCUGACCCUGCUUGGUUUUAUCUUCACAUCACUUGCCAAGCCUCUGCCUACAUAGUAGGUAUUUCCGGAUUCGGAACAGGCCUCAAACUCGGUAGUGACUCCGAGGGUGUUGAAUACGACACUCACAGAGCGAUUGCUAUUGUCCUUGUUUGCCUAGGAACCCUUCAGGUGUUUGCGUUGUUCUUGAGGCCCAACAAGGACCAUAAAUACAGAGUGUACUGGAAUGCCUACCACUACUUGGUGGGAUACGCCACCAUAUCCCUCAGCAUCGCCAACGUUUUCAAAGGGUUCGAAACCUUGGAAAAUUACGUAGGGGAUCGCUACAAUGACUGGAAGCAUGCGUACAUUGGUAUUAUUGGAGCAUUGGGUGGCAUUGCUGUGUUUUUGGAAGUCUUCACAUGGAUCAUAGUGUUGAAGAGGAGAAAGUCAGAGAACAAGUUGCCACACGGAGAAAAUGGUGUUAACGGGUACUAGGCCAUAGCAGGCGUAGGAUAUACGCAUGACGUGUAUGUAGCCAGAUAGAUAUUGGUUUCUUUUGUGAUUUCAUGCCUCUUACUUCUUCUAUCGGUGUGUUAUUAUGUUGUUGGACUCCUUUGUAUAACGUUAAGGGUGUUUGGGGAGUACUUCAGCUGCUUAGACUCUCAGUUUUGAGGUAAUUCUUUCAUAGGAAAGUUACAUACUUUCAGGUUCUUGUUUUAUUUAUAUUGUUACUGCAGGGUAUACGUUGUAUCGGUUUCUGUUACUUCAUAUUUGUAUUUAUGAUUAAUGAUUAAUUACUUCUUACCUUUGUCUUACU